GUUUACCCUGAACAUAGUUACGCAGCGGUGUUACGAAAAUGCUUUUAUCGCUUAUAUUUGUACUUAAUAUUCCAACCGGAAGAGCGGUUACAAGCAAGUUGCGGAUUAAGAAUCUAACAGCAUUUAUCAGUUGGUGGAAUUAGCGCAGUACGUUUCGCUGAUGAGACUAGUAUUUAUAAGGAAGGAAAUGACGGCGUCUUAGAAGUUCUUUACAAUGGCUCAUGGGGAAGUAUAUGCACAUACGGCUUUGACGAGCUAGCUGCAUCGACAGCCUGUUUCAUGAUGGGAUAUCAACCCCGAGGAGUGCCGAUUCUUAAUAGCGAGAGGCGCAGCACUUUACCUAUAUUGCUCUCAAACUUUAAUUGUACAGGUCGACUAAAGCUAUCCAGCACAAACCUAAGCACCGCAACUGUUCACCUUGGAGUGUGUUCCUUCACUGAUGAUAUCCCACCAGACUGCAUCAAAGAGCAACGGCAAACAGCUGUACUAUGCCUUGGAGCAAAGAUUGAAGAGACAACAUCAAGUGGCCCACCGAACUUUGCUACAAUUGCGCCGGUUGACUGUUCCAACCCAACUAAUCCGAUCAUUCGAUUAGUCGGAGGGAAUGAUCGUGCUGGCUUGGUCGAAAUACAGCAUCCCCAAUCUGGUGAAUGGGGAACUAUUUGCGCAGAUGGUGCGGAUAUUAACACUGCAAGAACAUUGUGUCGAAUGCUCUGUACCAGUGCUGACAAUUUGAAGUACGCUUACCCGGUGUUAUAUAGCUAUGGUCAAGUGCCUGAUUCCGUUCCGAUACAUUUGGCUCGAAUAACUUGUCCUGCAGAUGCGGCCGAUGUGAACGAGUGCGAUUUGGGUGGUGGAUGGGGUGCAGUUGGAUCGUGUGUACAUGCCAUGGACUUGGGUCUACAAUGCGGUCCGCCUGACCCAGCACUACCACAGAGUCCGUACAAGCCUGAACUUACUUGCAACCACACCCACGCUACCGUGCGAUACAAUUUAACCCUGAACCCGGAUUUGAAUUCUAGCAUGGUUAAGCUUGUCGGUGAAGUCCCCUCAAAUUGUCAAUUUAAAGUGGACGAGUUCAGCACAUACUUGGAAGCAAUUAUCCCACUGGAAGGCUGUGGAGGAAGCCUAUCAAUGAGCAAUGAGUCAAAUAUGGCCAUCAAAUUGCAUUUGGUUCGAGAGCGAUUCGCACCGCUCAACGGUAUUAUUACCAGCCUCCCAGUUCAAUUCAACGUGACUUGCCUGAUUCCACGAAACCGACAAAUUCACUCCGUCCCUUUAAUGUCUCCGCACAUGGUCUCCAACUUGGUUGGCGGAAGCCAAGAAAUGCAAGCAUCGCUCAAGUUGUAUCGGGACACAAGCUUCUCAAUCGCACUACCAAAGGAGCAUACCGUUCGUCCCGGGGAAAAGGUAUUCGCUUUGGUGACGCUUUCCAACCCGCAACCCUCCACCAAGUUAGUACUGCAAGAUUGCUGGGCCACCAGAACGCCUGAUCCCCAGUCAACACCACGCCAGGAUCUCAUCAUAAAUCGAUGCAAAGCUUACGCUGAUCUAGAGGUUCACCCGAUAUCCAGAACCGCAGUGGGUUUCAGCUUCUCUGCUUUCUACCUCGGUACGGCUGGUUCCCUGGUUCCCCUGUCCACCAAUUUGUCCCUCCACUGUGACACACGUGUAUGUCACACAAGUGAGACCACUCGAUAUUGCCAGCAGUUCUGUGGUUCAUCGUCCCAUGCUGCGACUACGAAAUUUAUCCAACGUCUUCGUCGUAGCAUCGGAUCAAGACGAACCAUCAGCAGUAUGACGCACUCCCCAGCAGAUCCACCGAUUAUGGUCAGUGAGGGUAGCAUCCAAAUACAGCAUUUCUGAGCUGCAAAUCUGGAGGCGGUGCGAAAAAGCGUAGGCUGUUCUUGGGAUCUGUUUUGUCCAUCCGGAAAGCAGAAUCUUUCCACGGGAAUCUAUGAUGUGAAAUCUUUGUUAAAUUACAGCAGUGCAGCCGAAUUUAUGACUGCGUGUUAUUCAGAUCACAGGGCCCAGUUGGCGUUGGCUUUAUCCACCCAGUAAAUUGCCAGCACGUGAAUCUAAUGUCACAAUAUUUCACAGAUGCUUAUCGCCCAUGCAAAAGCUUGUUUACUUUUGUACAUAUGGAUCUGCACCGACAGAGAGGUAGUUUCUCAGGUCAUGAGAAAUAUACUUUUAAUUGUUUU
Molecule: messenger RNA, 2204 nt
Organism: Dicrocoelium dendriticum
Lineage: Eukaryota; Metazoa; Platyhelminthes; Trematoda; Plagiorchiida; Dicrocoeliidae
Source: the annotation of a GenBank genome assembly